AGCGUCGUGUGUUCAAGUAGAAGAAGAUGUGACAGAAGAAGAAAACUGUAGUUUAUUGCUAAACGUAAAUAGUCGAUUUAGGGUGGUUAAACGUUCUCGAUCGCAUGUGCUUGUGAUUGCAUGUUAUGUGGAGAGCCACUUGGGUCGAAGAGAACCAGCUCGCCGGCGCAGCAUGAUUGACGAAAAUUAAUAUUCAGUCGCCAUGGCGGACGACGGUCGCCGCGGGGAGGAGGACGAACGCGGCCCCGGAGCAAUUCACCAAGUGUUUGUGCUCAUGGAGGCUUUACUGGAGAAGCUAAAGGUGUUGAACUACGAAGAGGAGCUUCUGUCCAAACACAACAUGAAGACUCUCUCCAGACAUUACUUUGUGUCCAGUCCUUACUUGGCGUCCAACCCGGGUGAGCAGUUCUACAUGUUCACCAUCAUGGCAGCAUGGCUCAUCAACGCGUGCGGGAGGAGCUUCUCCAAACCUCAAGAAGACGACGAGCCCACUGCCACCGUAUCCAACAUCCUGGCGGAGCUUCGAGCUUUUCAGGGGCUGAAGGUGGACUUCCCACCCUCCAAACUGAAAUCGGGUUCAGGCGAGCAUGUGUGUUUCGUGUUGGACAGACUGGCUGACGAGGCCCUCAAGAGGCGGGGCUUUUCAUUUAAAAGGCCAAACUACCCGACUGAGAGCACAGAAGAAGAGUCUGUGAUGGAGGACGAUGCGGAGUUGACUCUCAACAAAGUGGAGGAGUUCCUGGAGGAGCCUGAUGAAGAUGAGGAGAACCUGGUGGACUUGGAGGCUCUGACACUUCAGAGCAGUCGCACGGAAGCGGCAGUGGCUGUUAAACCUGACAACAUCCUGCAGUCCACAGUGGACGUGGCCGCAUGGAACCUGGAGGUGGAACGAGUCUUGCCACUGCUCAAAGUCACCAUCAGAACAGACAACAAGGACUGGAGGAUCCAUGUGGACCAGAUGCACCAGCACCAGGAUGGGAUCCAGUUCUCACUCCAAGAGGCCAAGAGCUACUUGGACAAAGUUCAGGAGGAUAUCAGUAAGACACUGGAGAAGGUGUCCAGCCGAGAGAAAUACAUCAACAAGCAGUUGGAAGAUGUCAUCAGCGAGUACCGCAACGCUCAAGCCAAACUGAGUGAGGUUAAGGAGCGCUACCAGCUUGCCAGCAGGGCCGUGGCCCAGAGGACCCGGGUCCUGGCCGAGAUUAGUGAAGAGUUGGAAAAGGUGAAGCAGGAGAUGGAGGAGAGAGGCAGCAGCAUGUCUGAUGGAGCUGCGGUGGUGAAGAUUAAGCAGAGUGUGAGCAAGCUGAAGCAGGAGAUCGUGAGGAUGGACGUGAGGGUGGGCGUGGUGGAGCACAUGCUUCUGCAGGCCAAACUCAAGGAGAAGUCCAACAUGACCAUGGACCUGCAUGCCGCAAACAUGGCCGCCACGGCAGCCUUUGUCUGAGUCCACCUCUGAUACUUUUCCCCCAAAUCCGCCAUCCAGUCAGUUUCAACAAUCAAUCAGUACGUUUACAUGCACAAAAAAAUACCAGUCUCCACUGAGAAAUGUGGAAGAAAACGUCCAAUGUUUUCUUCCAGGAAAUAUCGCUGUGAUAAAAACUGCUUAAGGCACACAAGGCAUUAUGGUUGAUGGAACACAUCCAGCAACACCAUGCAAUCAUACUCAAGAUAUUUAUAUAUUUGUAUGAAAUACAUGUUCAGGCACUCAUUUGUGUCUAAAAUGUAGCACUUGCUGCCAUUUGCUGUGCCUGUUAUAAAUGAUUGUACUUACAUUAUACUUGUAAAUAGUAGAAUUAGAAUACAGUAGAUCAAUUGUAAGCCCCAUUCCUCAAUCUUUGCAAUGAAUACAGCAGAUGAAAACCACAAGAGCUGUAGUUUCAGCACAAUAUUUAUUCAUGUACUUUCUUACAUGUACUUGUACAUAUUUUUUUUAUAGUUGGUUCACUGUAUGUGCUUGUGUGCUCAUGCAUUUCCUCCAUGACUGUUCUAAAGACAGGCAAGAGAAAUCUAAACACAAGAUCAAAUUAACACAAGUGCAUUCAUAAAUGUAAAUGAUGUACACAAACACAAAGUCUUGUUAAGUAAUAUGAAUUGAGCAAAGUCAACCUUUCCACGAGGAAAGAUUUAAGACUUCACAUCCAAAGGCUGCAGACAUCAAACUGUCUGCUUGCACAAAUAAAUCAAUACUUAUAGAAAUUAUAGAAA
This is a messenger RNA of Doryrhamphus excisus (bluestripe pipefish), 2205 nucleotides long. RefSeq names its product intraflagellar transport 57 homolog (Chlamydomonas) (gene ift57). The record is from RefSeq and is a predicted model, not a curated record. Gene Ontology annotation, biological process: non-motile cilium assembly; intraciliary transport. Gene Ontology annotation, cellular component: Golgi apparatus; intraciliary transport particle B; cilium. NCBI's taxonomy places the organism in Eukaryota, Metazoa, Chordata, Actinopteri, Syngnathiformes, Syngnathidae.